CUUCCUUCUCCACUUCUUUUCCGCCUCCGCCUCUUCUUGGCUCCCGCGGCGCCAGCGCCUUCCCCUGGCCCGGGCGGGGGCCUCGGCUCCUUGCAGAGCUCUCUGUGUCAGUGGGGGACAUUUCGUUCUGUCGGACAAGCAGCCCCUGAGCUGGGCGAGAGGUGCCAAGGGAGCUUCUGUCCCGAGGACCGGGGGAUGCGAAGGGAUUGCCCCCUGUGGGUCACUUUCUCAGUCAUUUUGAGUUCAGCCUAAUAAAAGACUGAGGUUAUGAAGUCGAUCCUAGAUGGCCUUGCAGAUACCACCUUCCGCACCAUCACCACAGACCUCCUCUACGUGGGCUCAAAUGACAUUCAGUACGAAGACACCAAAGGUGACAUGGCAUCCAAAUUAGGAUACUUCCCACAGAAGUUCCCUUUAACUUCCUUUAGGGGAAGUCCCUUCCAAGAGAAGAUGACUGCGGGAGACAACUCCCAGCUAGUUCCUGCAGACCAGGUGAACAUUACAGAAUUUUACAACAAGUCUCUGUCAUCCUUCAAGGAGAAUGAGGAGAACAUCCAGUGUGGAGAGAACUUCAUGGACAUAGAGUGCUUCAUGGUCCUGAACCCCAGCCAGCAGCUGGCCAUCGCGGUCCUGUCCCUCACACUGGGCACCUUCACGGUCCUGGAGAACCUCCUGGUGCUGUGCGUCAUCCUCCACUCCCGCAGCCUCCGCUGCAGGCCCUCUUACCACUUCAUCGGCAGCCUGGCGGUGGCAGACCUCCUGGGCAGCGUCAUUUUUGUCUACAGCUUCAUUGACUUCCACGUGUUCCACCGCAAAGAUAGCCGCAACGUGUUUCUGUUCAAACUGGGCGGGGUCACGGCCUCCUUCACUGCCUCCGUGGGCAGCCUGUUCCUCACGGCCAUCGACAGGUACAUAUCCAUUCACAGGCCCCUGGCGUAUAAGAGGAUCGUCACCAGGCCCAAGGCCGUGGUGGCAUUUUGCCUGAUGUGGACCAUAGCCAUUGUGAUUGCCGUGCUGCCUCUCCUGGGCUGGAACUGUGAAAAACUGCAAUCUGUUUGCUCAGACAUUUUCCCACACAUUGAUGAAACCUACCUGAUGUUCUGGAUUGGGGUCACCAGCGUGCUGCUUCUGUUCAUCGUGUAUGCAUACAUGUAUAUCCUCUGGAAGGCUCACAGCCACGCAGUCCGCAUGAUUCAGCGUGGCACCCAGAAGAGCAUCAUCAUCCACACAUCCGAGGACGGCAAGGUACAGGUGACCCGGCCGGACCAAGCCCGCAUGGACAUUAGGUUAGCCAAAACCCUGGUCCUGAUCCUGGUGGUGUUGAUCAUCUGCUGGGGCCCUCUGCUUGCGAUCAUGGUGUAUGAUGUCUUUGGAAAGAUGAACAAGCUUAUUAAGACGGUGUUUGCAUUCUGCAGUAUGCUCUGCCUGCUGAACUCCACCGUGAACCCCAUCAUCUAUGCUCUGAGGAGUAAGGACCUGCGACACGCUUUCCGGAGCAUGUUUCCCUCUUGUGAAGGCACUGCACAGCCUCUGGAUAACAGCAUGGGGGACUCAGACUGCCUGCACAAACACGCAAACAACGCAGCCAGUGUUCACAGGGCUGCAGAGAGCUGCAUCAAGAGCACGGUCAAGAUUGCCAAGGUAACCAUGUCUGUGUCCACAGACACGUCUGCCGAGGCUCUGUGAGACUGAUGCCUCUCUGGCAGCACAGGAAAAGAAUUUUUUUUUUUUUUAAGCUCAAAAUCUAGAAGAGUCUGUUGUCUCCUCGGUUAUAUUUUUUUAAUUUUACCAUGCUCAGUGAAAAGGUGAUUGUCACCAUGAUCACGUAUGAGUUUGCUAAUGUUUCCAUGGUUUAGGUACUUAAACUCCGUUCUCCAGGGGUUUGCAGUGAAGAAAGCCUGUUGCUUAAGUGACUGAACGAUCCUUCAAAGUCUCAGUGAAAUAGGAGGGAAACCUUUGGCUACACAAUUGGAAGUCUAAGUACCCAUCGAAAAACACCAUCAAAUAAGUAAUGCCUUUGUAACCACAACUUCAUUAUAAUGUGAAAUGUGGCUGUCUAUAGUAUCAGAGAUGUCCAUUUUUACAACCGUUAUAAUACUGAAGUAGAGAUAUUUUGUAAACUGUAUUAUGUCCUGUGAGAUGUAUAUCAGUGUUUAUUACAUGUUAUUAAUACUUGUUUAGUCCAGCAAAACUGAAAGGUAGACUUUUAUGAGAACAAUGGACAAGCAGUGGAUAUAUGCCAAUGAGAACACCUUUUUAUCCUACAUUAUUCCCCAUGAUACAACUUUAGAAAUAAACCUUAAUAUUUCUUC
This is a messenger RNA of Saimiri boliviensis boliviensis (Bolivian squirrel monkey), 2312 nucleotides long. It is a transcript of the gene CNR1, whose product is annotated as cannabinoid receptor 1. The record is from RefSeq and is a predicted model, not a curated record. Gene Ontology annotation, biological process: G protein-coupled receptor signaling pathway. NCBI's taxonomy places the organism in Eukaryota, Metazoa, Chordata, Mammalia, Primates, Cebidae. Gene Ontology annotation, molecular function: cannabinoid receptor activity. Gene Ontology annotation, cellular component: membrane.